ACAUUUGCGCAUUAAAAUAGUGUACAGCUAAUACCUAAACCUGAUUUCAAAAAACCGAAUUCACAAAUAUCCACAGGGUAUAAACCAGAUUAUUCAAGAAUUUCCAUUCAGAAUGACAGAUAUCUAACAUAUGAACGUACUGGAUUUGGAAUCUUAAAGAAGAGCGAAGAAUAUUUUUCACCCGGAAGAAUUGUUUAAAAACGUCCACCCCUUUUAUACAAUAUGGAUACGGACUCGGACUGGCAAAAAUUUCUUCAGGCGACCCAUGUGUGUCUAGAACAGGGGGAUAUUGCCAGAGCCAGAGUAUUUGCAUCACAGUUGUAUGAAUCCAUAGGGUUAUAUCAUUUAGAGGAGCAGGACGACGAAGCGACGUCGAAGGCAUACAAUGUGUGUUUGACGGAAGCUUUACAACUGAAUGAAACUGCCUUAGCAGUGAAAUGCUUUUACAGAAUGAAAUUACAUGCACAAGACUACAUCCAUCCUGGACAGGUGUGGGCAGAUAUCUUGACAAAUGAAGAAAUAUCUUUGGCGAAAAAGUUGACGAUUCUCCGCGAUGUCCAGCUGAUCAUUAAAGAGUACAAGGAGAAUAUCACCAAACUGAUACAGAGCAUCCAGGAACUACAGUUCUGCUAUCAGAUGUUGCUGCUACGAUACACAGCCGACAGUGCAAGCAAAACCAUUAUUUUGCGGGAAGUUCUCUUGUUUGAUGUUAACAAUGGCUGGAAUUUGCUUGAAAAGGGAAAUCCUGCAUCGGUGUGUAAGACAUGCAAAGAAUUGGAGAAAUCAUAUAACUCGGAUCCUAAUCUAGCGUUGGUCAUGGAGCUCUGGGCUGCAGCUUUAGAACGGCUAGGUAUGCUGGAUGUAGCAAUCAACAAAGCCGAAAACGCUAUUGCUAUGGCAAAACCGAGACACAAUAAAGCCUCGUUUGAAGAAUUGCUGACAAGACUACAAUCAAAGGUGGCUCAGAUACAGGAAAAGCAAACAAAACCUAAACAUGAAUCGGAAACUAACCAAAACAAAACCAAGAAUAAGUUGGACACGAGACAGAGAAGGCCCCGUAAGAAAGUCAGGAAAUCUAAAGAUCAGGGAAAUUGUGAAGACGAGACAGAUAGCAUGGACAUCCAUGGAGCAGAUUCAAGUCCGUCAAAAAGUGAUGAAGAUUUUGAAAUUGUACCAACCCUGGCAGAUAACUCCCCUAAAAGCUGGAAAGAUGUUACAGAUUUUGACCUGCCUGUAGGCAAACCUAAACGCAAACGAAGACGUCAUCGAACUGGAGAUUCUGGUUUGUCCUCCACUGGAAAUCAGAGUAGAACAAUCGACCAAGAAAGCGAAGGACAAUCCGAGGAAUCGUUCGCCUUCUCUAACUUGCACCAAGCCGAUUUACAAGACAGUGAAGACGAGUUCCAACCAAUACCUAAGAGUUCAUUGCACAGUCUUCAUUCUAGUAGUCAAACAGCAGAAGAUCAAACAUUGUUGUACUUGCGCCAAAACGAGGAUUCAAACGGAGAUGAAGUUGUCCAAGAGGAUACUUUUUUCAACGAAAGCUGUGAAGGUCAAAUGAAUUUUCCGGAAAUGAAGUCAGGUCUUAUCCAUGACAUUGACAAUAUGAUUUUGCGAAAUGGUAUUGAGUUGUCUGAAAGAUUUAUUGGAAGUUUUUCAAGGAGCAAAAAGAAGUUUGCCGAGUACCCAACUUUGUACUCAAAGGAGGAGGCAUUGCGACUAUGCUCAAAAGAUCCCCACAAAUACAAACAUUGCAAGAUUAAUAUUGAAAAUGCACAUGGAGCAGUAUGUACAAAUGUGAACGAUAACGACAGUGUGAAAAGCAUUGAAAUAUCAGGUCGAUCGAAAUGCGGAAAAGUUUACAGUGAAGACGAAGUUGUAGUCGAAAUCAUCAGUGAACAACCAGAAUGUAUUCCACGACUAAACAAAGUCAUUAAUGCCAAUCUCCAGUGUAAUGAUAAAAUCUAUGGAAAAGUAGUCGGGAUAACAAAACGCACGCGAUUUGCUGACAUCAAGAAUCCCGUAUUUCUCUGCACAAUUGACACUGAAUCCCAUCUGAUGAAACCAAUUUGCAAAACAGUUCCAAAAAUAAGUGUAUUACAUCAUAACUGUGAAAAUCAGUUUCAAGUGGAAACAUACCGAUUAGACGAGAAGAUGAAGGAUCUAAAAUUCGAAGAAGUGAGGCAAAUUGAUCCGGCUAAUCGCAAAGGUUAUAUGUUUUUAGUUUGCCUCAUUAACUGGAAUGAGCUAUACCCUGUUGGUGCAAUUUUGUCUGUACACAGUUUUAGUGAGAGCAUAGCACAAAGUUUGAAAGUGUUGUGCCUUCAAAACCAAAUUCCGACCCACUACAAGCCGGAAACUGUGGAACGAACGAAUGAGAUAGUUCAAAACCCUCUCAAGGAAAGACCAGGGGAAAUAAGAGAGAAUCUUGCGGAUGAGCUUCUGGUCUUUACUAUUGAUCCUCCUGGAUCGAAAGAUUUAGACGAUGCGUUGAGCGUGAGGAAAAUUGGAGAUAGUUGCUACGAAAUAGGCAUACACAUUGCUGAUGUUGCGAGUGUUCUGGAGAAAGAUGAUCCUAUAGACAUAGAAGCCCAAGAAAGAACAAGAACGUUUUAUCCAGGAGAGGGAUACCAACCCCAUCACAUGUUGCCAGAACCCUUGAGUACAAAUAUAUGCAGCCUGUUGCCCAACGAAAACAGGAAUGCACUCUCUAUUUUCUUCAGAUUCACCUUUAACUCAUCUGGAUAUGUGGAAAACACAUAUAAUCAUUCCAUCAAAAAAACUAUAAUAAGGUCCAGGUGCCAGUUCACAUAUGGAGAGGUGCAGAGGAUAAUUUCAGAUGGUGAUACGGAAAGCGAGUUUCAGGAACAGAUACAAAUCUUGCAUAGAAUUGCAGGACAACGACGAAGGACACGUUUAGGAAACAAAGUUUUCGCAUUUCCAUUUGAGGGAGAUGGUUUGACUAGUCGUGACUCCUAUAACUUGGCUGAAGAUGCCCACAAUCUUGUUGAAGAGUUUAUGAUAUUAGCCAAUUACGAAUUUGCAUUACAUCUUUAUGAAAAAGAAAAUUUUUUUGCAUGUUUACCACUAAGAGUACAAGAAAAACCGUCAACAGAAAAAAUGCAAGAAUGGUUGAAACACUACCCGCUGAUAGGAAAAUUUGUCUUGAAAAUUCAGCAUUUGCCCUUGUCAGAUACCACAACAAUCGAUGUUACGAAAGAACCAAUAAAAAGAUGGAAUAAAAUAUUUCCAAUUCAAAAGCAUGUGUGGGAGAAAAUGACUUCGAGUUUGAAAAAUGAUCAAUUUGAAAAUGUACGACAGCUUGUCGGAACUGAUGAACUUCAUCCCAUGCAAGCCCUAGCGUUUGAGGCUUGGAUUGGUUUCCAAGAAUCUGCAAAAUACAAAUGUUUGGGAAAUCUGACAACAAGAAAUAAAGCCAUUCAUUUUUCUUUGGGAAUUUUUCCUUAUACGCAUUGUACCUCUCCAAUUCGGAGAUACUCUGACAUUAUCGUUCAGAGAAUGAUUCAUGCUUCGCUUGAUGGACACAUAUCUCCGUAUACGAAAGAAGAAGUAAAUGGACUUUGUGACAAAAUUAAUGAUGUCGCCAAACGAGGACGAUCAUUUGAAAAACAAUGCUAUGCUCUUCAUUUAGGGAAAAAACUAUCCAAAAAAUCUAUUUUGUGCAACACAAUGAUAAGAGAAGUCAAUGAAAAAGAAGUUUCACUUCAUUUUCCAGGGAUGCGGAAUCUUUCAAACGAUUGUAAGGACAUUCCAUUUUACGUGUUGAAAGUCAACACUAAACCAUCAAUCAAACUAGACGAAGACUCAAGACCAUUUGCAACACUGACAUGGCAACAAAGACUUUAUUCAUUUACUGGGUAUGCCCCGAAAAUACAAUUUCUAAAGAAAGCAGCAGUUGCGCGAAUAGACCCACACCAACGCGUUGUCUUCCAGCAAAUUCCAAAAUGGCAGAAAAUUUUGAAAGCAAUAGUAAACAGAAAAGACAGUCAUCUCAAAGGAGCGUUCUUCGGAACAGAUCAUCCUGACGUCAAUAUGAGUAAAUCAGUACCAGCAUGCUUCAAUACAGUAACUGACGUUAGCUCUGAAGUUAGAGAUGGUAACAUUAUACAACAGUGCUGUGACUUCAGCAUGAGUUUGAGCCAUGGUCAAAUUUUAGCCGUACAGCUUUCUGCGGAACCCAGAAAAGGAGUUAUUGUUCCAACGGUUCAAAUGGUGGAUAUCACAAAUAAUGUAAAAUUAUGCAUUCAGCAUAUUUCAGAUCCUGUUAAAUGUUUUGCUCGAUAUUCAAGCCAAAGGGUUCCUCGACAAAUAAAAUCACCUGUUGAAUACGUCAAGAUAUGGCUAAGCAUUUUCCGUAUGGAGUCUGCUGUGAAAAUGACACAAAACAUUCCUGUUGUUAUCAAUGACUUGCCAGUAAUUUUCUCAGAAAAAUCGGAGAUCAGCGACUGUCAUUUCAUUUUGCACAAUUCAUUUUGUCUCAAAAGAGAUAUUGAUUUUGUUACAUUGUCAGAGAAAAUGAUUCUGUAUGGUGAUGCAGUCAAAGAUGAAGGAGAAGAAGAAGAUGAGCCAAGAUAUCUAUUAAGCUGUGAUAGUGUCUGUAUUCGUUGCGACUUAAAAAAUGGAAUCCCAACCAAUCGCGUCACGAACGAAACACCACCAAGUGAAAGACUUCUAUGGAUUGGUCACGGUGAGAUCAAUAUCUUGCAAAAAGGCAAAAAAAAUGGCAAGAAGAAAUUUCAUAUUCGUUUGCACAAAGACAGUCCAAAACCUACUGAGACUAUGUGUCAGAACCCGCCGCCACGCUGUAGUGUCGAACUUCUUCAAAAAGGGGAAGCGGAAAAGCGAGUUGAGGCAAUCAUCAGUUGUCUGGGCAAAGCAACAAAUCUAGCUAAGGCUAUUGCACUUGGAAAGAAGAUUCCUAAGCUUGAUAAGGACCAUGCUGUUAUGGCAAACAAAACACAGCCUGAUGUUACAAUAUGUGGUUUAGCACCAAAUAACACUCAACAACUGAAGGCAAUACAGCGUGCAAUAAGUUCCCGAUUUACUCUUAUCCAAGGGCCACCAGGUACCGGGAAAACAUACACUGGAAUAAAGCUUGUCUAUUUGUUUGUGGAGAUAAACAAUCAACUUCGACAGAAUGGUGGUGAACACAAGCAAGUUGUGUUCUGUGGUCCUUCUAACAAAUCUGUGGACUUGGUUAUACGUUGGAUGUUGAGAAAAUUUAAAGAUAUGUCGCCCAAGAUGGUACGCAUGUACGGAAGUUCAAUGGAGAGCUCUGAUUUCCAAAUACCUGGGAGAGAAUAUAUGAGUAAAAGGUCGUGCAGAGAUAACAAACCAGAUCCAGAUUUAAAAUCUGUGACACUCCAUCAUCUAAUAAGGGCGGAAGGAAAACCGUACUCUGCAGAACUUAAAAACUAUGAUAACAUGUUUAAGAAUAACCCAUGCUUUUCUGACCAUGGUGAAAUUAUGAAUUACAACAAAAUCUUAAGUAAGGCAAGUCAAGAGGAGCUGAAGCACUAUGACGUCAUAUUUUGCACAACAGCUGUUGCUACCAACUGGAGAUUUUUAAAGGCGACGCAAGGAAAAAUUUUCCAAAUGAUAAUCGAUGAAGCAGGCAUGUGCACGGAGCCAGAAACUCUUGCACCAAUCAUAUCCUCUAAAGCAGAACAAGUUGUUCUUAUUGGGGACCAUAAACAGCUUCAACCAGUCGUGCUUUGCUCUGAGGCAGCGUCGCUUGGGUUGGAAAAAUCUCUUUUUGAAAGAUACGCUGACCAAGCUGUUUUCCUGGAUUGCCAGUACAGAAUGAAUCCAAGAAUAUGCGAUUUUCCCUCCAAGCAAUUUUACGACGGAAGGUUAGAGACAAUGCCUUCCAUCGCUUGGAAAGUUACUGAACCGUUAUCCUUGUGGCAAGUUCCUAACGUACCAAACCUCUUUUGUCACGUUGAAGGGGAGGAACAAACUCUCAGUGUUUCCACUGAUGAAGGCAAUCAGCAGUCCAAGAGCAACAAAGCAGAAGUUGAUGAAGUGAUUCGAAUCUACAAUGAACUUAUCACGCGUGAAAAAGUCAACCCUCGUCAGAUCAACGUUAUAUCGCAGUACAACGCACAAUGCUCUGCAAUUAGAGAGGCGAUGAAAAAAGAAAAGUUUAUCAACUUCAAUGUCAACACCGUUGUUGCCAGCCAAGGUGGAGAAUGGGAUUACGUUAUAUUCAGUACCGUCAGAUCACUCCCGGAUUACAGGAUAGAGCCGAACCCGACUCUUGGUUGGUGCAAGCAAAACCUCGGCUUCAUUACUGAUCAGCACCAAAUAAACGUUGCUCUCACACGUGCCAGAAAAGGGCUCAUCAUCAUAGGAAACAAAAACCUUAUGAAAUGCGACAAAGUUUGGAAGGAGUUGCUGGAACACUACGGUCGUCAAGGAUGCGUUGUUGACGCGGAAUGCGUCAAAUCCAGGCGUCAUAAGAAGAAACGCAAACAGAAAGAAGCAUCAAAAGAGGAAUUUUAUUCCUAAAAAAUGCAGUUGUUAAUAUCCAGUCUAUAUUGCCUGAUCACGUAUAUUUUAUUCGUAAGAUUCAAUAUUUCAACCUAUUCAUUACCAUGGUAAAUUGAUUUAACAUAUUUUUUUCUUCACAUGUUUACAAAUUCUUAUGUUGAAAGCUUUGUAUAAUUUGAUGCAAAUUUUCAUCUUUUGUUAACAAAUGUUUAAAAAUUGUCAUUUAAUUGAAUAAUUGAUGUUUACAUUCGGAUGCCUUUUCUAUCUUUUCUCUUUUUAUGAUAUUUAUUGAUCUGUGAAUAACGGAUUGCAAUCUACUUUUUUGCUUUUUCUAAUGUCUUCAUUAUUUAUUUUUUGAUCUCGUCUUUGUAACUUUUUUUUUUUAUUACAUUUUUGAUAUAAUUUUGGUGUCUGUGAUACAAGUGAUAAUUUUUAAUGUAUAAUAGUUUUGCUUUUAUUGUUACCUUGAUAACCUUUUACUGCUGUAAUAUCUUCGCGAGUGUAAUUCGGAUAUACCAUGAAUACACGUAAUUCUUCAUGUUGACUUUGACCUGUCUUUCACUUUUAAAAAUAAACAAACAAAAAAUA
This is a messenger RNA of Magallana angulata, 7101 nucleotides long. Its product is annotated as helicase with zinc finger domain 2-like. Lineage: Eukaryota; Metazoa; Mollusca; Bivalvia; Ostreida; Ostreidae. The record is from RefSeq and is a predicted model, not a curated record. The transcript is spliced from 18 exons. The coding region runs from base 223 to 6531 and encodes 2102 amino acids. Gene Ontology annotation, molecular function: RNA binding; 5'-3' DNA helicase activity; RNA nuclease activity.